Molecule: messenger RNA, 203 nt
Organism: Symbiodinium pilosum
Lineage: Eukaryota; Dinophyceae; Suessiales; Symbiodiniaceae
Source: the annotation of a GenBank genome assembly
GAAUGAGAUCGAUGCUCUCAUGGGAAAGUACGUGGGCCAGGAGCACAUGAUGUACCUCAAGAUCUGCAAGAAGUACAACGUGCAGCCUGAGCCUGAGAUCAAAGCUCAGGGCGGCGGGGGUCUGACUGCUGCGCCCGGGAGCACGGGAGGCGGCCUGUUCGGCGGCGCCCCAGCCGCUUCGCCCUUUGGCGGCGGGGCGUCAG